Messenger RNA from Nicotiana attenuata, 621 nucleotides. RefSeq lists its product as uncharacterized. Bases 1 to 621 code for a protein of 206 amino acids. The transcript has 2 exons. NCBI's taxonomy places the organism in Eukaryota, Viridiplantae, Streptophyta, Magnoliopsida, Solanales, Solanaceae. The record is from RefSeq and is a predicted model, not a curated record.
AUGGGGGACUAUAAUGCUAUCCUUCGGACACAGGAUAGACAGCAUGGUACUGAGGUACAAGAUAUAGAAACAAGAGAUUUUAAGGAGUUUUUGCUUGAUACAGGAAUGCAUGAACUACGGUAUGUGGGAAGGAACUAUACAUGGACUAAUAAUCACACUUACAGUAGAAUAGAUAGGGGUCUGGUAAAUGCAGAUUGGAUGAUGAUGAUGCCUAAUAUGAAAGUGCAGGGGAGGAAGAGUAGACCAUUCAGAUUCUUAAAUUGUAUAGCUGACCAUCACCAAUUCCUACAGAAAGUGGAUCAAGCUUGGGAAGAAAGGAGUACUGGUGGUAUGAUGCAACUAGUAUGGAACAAGCUGAAGAGGGUAAAGGAGGUUAUUAAAGAGAUCAACACAAAGCAUUACAAAGGAGUAGAUGAGAGAACAAAAAGAAUCAGGAAGGAGCUCCGGUCAACUCAGGAAGAAAUGAGUUCUAAGCUACAGAGACAAGACCUAAUUGAGAAGGAAAAAACACUAAAGGAUGAUCUAGAAAAAUGGAUACUGAUUGAGGAAAACAUAUAUAGACAAAGAUCAAGAGUGCAAUGGCUAAGGCUGGGAGAUUCAAACUCAGCCUACUUCUUAUGA